AUGUCAACCCAGCCUUCCAAGCUAGAUGUCACUUCGGAACAGCUUCGAUCACUCUACACACAAUUUCAAACUAUACUAGACGAGAAAGUGGCUCUGCAUUUACCCCAGGAGCAGGACUCCGUCAAAGGCGAGGUUUUGCUGCAGUUGCAGAAAUAUUUAGUUGAGGCGAUGGAAGCGGCCUCCGGCUCCUUGCGUGUAGUGAAUGUGAAAGAAAGCGCUUCCAUGGCCGACAUUUUGGCACGUUCACAAGAACAAUUUGUGGAGCCGUUUGAUUUGGCUCUUAAUGAACAAGUUCGACAGAAGUACCAGGAGUGGGAGGACCAAACGGUGAAAGUUGCACAGCUUCGCCGCGAAGCUCCCCGUAAGCUGUGUGAGUCUUACAAGUCUGAGGCCCAGGAGGUUUUAAAGAUUGCAGACCGUCUCAUAGAGGGACUUCCGAACGAUAGUGACCUGGGAGAAAGCAUCGAAGAAGAAGGGCCGGCUCUGACCACCGUUCCUGAAUUUCGAGAGGACUAUAUGGAAGCUCUUACCAACUUGGCGGAAGUCAAGGAGCAACUGCCGCGUAAUAGAGCCAAUUUACAAAAACUUGGGCAAUUGGUCAACUUUCUGGAGGGGGAACUGGAUUCCGGAUAA
Molecule: messenger RNA, 633 nt
Organism: Lachancea dasiensis
Lineage: Eukaryota; Fungi; Ascomycota; Saccharomycetes; Saccharomycetales; Saccharomycetaceae
Source: the annotation of a GenBank genome assembly